AAAAGUCGCAUAAUCCAAAGCUCGACGCAGAUGCUCGAGACUUGAGGGACAGAGAGAGCACGGCGCUGUUCGUCACUGAUGGACGCCCUCAAUCACUGCGCCCUCACCGGCCUCCUCCGCCCUGCGAUCCCCUUCUACGGAAACCCCUCCUCCUACUUCUACUCCAAGGCUUCGCCUUCUCUCCGUCCCAGCCACUUCUACUCCAUCGUCUGCCGCUCCAGCAAGUGGGCCGACCGUCUCCUCGGUGACUUUCAUUUCGCCGCCUCCACCGCCACCGACAACUCCUCCCCCUCCUCCCCUGCUGACUCUUCUAUUCUCUCGCUACUAUCCCCGCCUCCUCUUCCCUCCGCUGAUCGCUCCCUCGCCCUCCCCAUCGACUUCUACCAGGUCCUUGGUGCUGAAACCCACCUUUUAGCCGAUGGCAUUCGGCGAGCAUUCGAAGCUAGGGUUUCCAAACCACCUCUCUAUGGAUACAGCCAAGAAGCCCUCAUCGGCCGUCGCCAGAUCCUCCAGGCUGCUUAUGACAACCUUUCCGACCCCAGCUCCCGCGGGGACUACAACCGCGGCCUCGUGCAGGACCCUGAUUCCACUAUCACAGCCUACAUCCCCUGGGAUAAGAUUCCCGGGGCUCUAUGUGUGCUGCAAGAGGCAGGGCAAGCUGAAUUGGUCCUGCGAAUAGGAAAGAGUCUUCUCCUUGAGCGUCUUCCAAAAACUUUCAAGCAGGAUGUGGUCCUCAGCAUGGUAUUAGCUUAUGUGGAGUUCUCGAGGGAUGCUAUGGCCCUAAACCCUCCAGACUUUGUUAAUUGCUGUGAAGUUCUUGAGAGGGCUCUGAAGCUUCUGCAGGAGGAGGGAGCAAGCAACCUUGCACCUGAUCUUCUAGUACAGAUUGAUGAGACAUUAGAAGAGAUAACCCCUCGUUGUGUGCUGGAGCUUCUUGCAUUGCCCCUUGACUCAGAACACCGAAUUAAGCGUGAGGAGGGUCUUCUUGGCGUGCGCAAUAUACUUUGGGCUGUUGGUAGGGGAGGCGCUACUGCUAUUGGAGGAGGAUUCACUCGGGAAACCUUCAUGAAUGAAACCAACAUACGUAUGACAGCAGCUGAGCAGGUAGAAUUAUUUGCUGCUAGACCAAGCAAUCUACCAGCAGAAGAUUUUGAGGUGUAUGGUUUUGCACUUGCAUUGGUUGCACAGGCUUUCGUAGGUAAACAUCCCCACUAUAUCAGAACAGCAGACAAGCUUUUUCAGCAACUUCAACAGACCAUGCUUGUUCCUGUGGGUACAUUUUCAGAAUAUGCUGCAAUGGCUGAUUUUGAAAUUCCUUUUGCGCUUGAGAGGGGGCUCUGUUCACUUCUUCUAGGAGAUAUUGAUGAAUGCCGCAUGUGGUUGGGCAUAGAUAAUGAGAGCUCCCCAAAUCGAGACCCAGCAAUCUUAGAAUUCAUUGUGGAAAGCUCUGAUGCAGACAAAGAUAGUGAUCUUCUCCCUGGGAUUUGCAAACUGUUGGAGACUUGGCUUAGAGAGGUGGUUUUCCCCAGAUCUAGAGAUACUCAAGAUGUUAAGUUCAGAUUAGGGGAUUAUUAUGAUGAUCCUAUGGUUCUUAAGUAUCUUGAACGGAUUGAUGGGGGUAAUGGUUCACCUUUAGCUGCAGCUGCUGCCAUUGUGAAAAUUGGGGCUGAGGAGGCUACAGCUGCAUUUGGUAGUGUGAAGCUGAGUGUUCUUCAGGCUUUGCGUAAAGUGUUUCCACUUACUCACAACGAAGAAAGUUUGAGGUCAGAGCAAUAUAGGGAUGGAAUUGAUAUGUUACCUGAGAUACGUACUGAGGAGACUGUACCGAUAGAGGAUCAGGAUAAGUUAAGUCUUCAAGCAGAGGUUUCCGGUAAGGUUGAUCCUCAAGAUUCAAAUCAGCAAGACUUCACGAGCGAAAUAAAAAGUUCUGUUGUGAAGAUCAUGUCUGCUGGUAUGGUGAUUGGAUUACUGACUAUGGUUGGGAUCAAGUGUUUACCUGGAAGAAAUGGUUCUCGUAUUACCAGGAAGGAAUCAGGUUCAGCAAUGGCUUCCAAUUUCGUUGAUAUUGAUGAAAAUUCAAUUGAAGAAGUACCUAAGAUGGAUGCACGGUUAGCAGAAAGUAUAGUUCAUAAAUGGCAGAAUGUCAAAUCUAGGGCACUUGGAUCAGAUCAUUCUAUUGAAGAGCUGCCAGAGAUUCUGGAUGGCCGAAUGCUGAAGAUAUGGACCGAUCGAGCUGUUGAGAUCGAGCAGCAUGGCUGGUUCUGGGAGUACAGUCUACUAGGUGUGACGAUCGAUAGUAUCACUGUGUCCUUAAAUGGCCGUCGGUCGACAGUGGAGGCUACAAUCGAGGAAUCUGCUAAGUUGACCGACGAUGCUCACCCCGAGCAUAACGAUUCCUGCAGUACCACCUACACCACCAGGUACGAGAUGGCGUAUACCAAGUCAGGUUGGAAGAUAACCGAAGGAGCUGUUCUUAAAUCAUAGAUAGAUCCGUGCUGGGUUCUUGGUGACUAAUGUAAAUAACGUCGGAUUUCCUUUCUGGUCAGGUUUUGUUUCUUUGAGCUUGAGCAAUUCCAUUCUCAUGUAUUGCGUUUCUUUCAACCAGUGUAAGAUUUUGACGAACAUAUGCUGUGCAAUGUUCCUGAAGAACUGCCAUUUGACGAGCAUCUGUUCUCGCUCUUC
Molecule: messenger RNA, 2682 nt
Organism: Zingiber officinale
Lineage: Eukaryota; Viridiplantae; Streptophyta; Magnoliopsida; Zingiberales; Zingiberaceae
Product: protein ACCUMULATION AND REPLICATION OF CHLOROPLASTS 6, chloroplastic-like
Exons: 7
Coding region: 79-2484 (801 amino acids)
Biological process (GO): chloroplast fission
Cellular component (GO): chloroplast inner membrane
Source: RefSeq, a predicted model, not a curated record